This is a messenger RNA of Lepisosteus oculatus (spotted gar), 7987 nucleotides long. It is a transcript of the gene pik3cb, whose product is annotated as phosphatidylinositol-4,5-bisphosphate 3-kinase, catalytic subunit beta. Gene Ontology annotation, molecular function: 1-phosphatidylinositol-3-kinase activity; 1-phosphatidylinositol-4-phosphate 3-kinase activity. Gene Ontology annotation, cellular component: cytoplasm; phosphatidylinositol 3-kinase complex; plasma membrane. NCBI's taxonomy places the organism in Eukaryota, Metazoa, Chordata, Actinopteri, Semionotiformes, Lepisosteidae. Gene Ontology annotation, biological process: phosphatidylinositol 3-kinase/protein kinase B signal transduction; phosphatidylinositol-mediated signaling; phosphatidylinositol-3-phosphate biosynthetic process. The record is from RefSeq and is a predicted model, not a curated record.
AGGUUUAAAAACAGCUGAGCUUUUCUAAUACGUUCUUUCUGUGUCUGAGAGUUAUUCAGUUUAAGAUGAUGCAAAACUAGCUGACACCCACGCAUAUAUGUUAACUGUCCCAAGAUUUUACCAGAACAGCAAAACUAUCAUUAGUUAUCAUGACUGUAUAAGGUUGAGCUGAUCAACAAUUACGUAUUCACGCACCUCCUUCAAAAACAGACAGUUCAUCUUCGGAACCGUCUGGCUAAUGCACUGUCAUAUGAAUUAUGCAACGCUUAAUGAUUUGCUCAAGAAAUGCUUAUGCCGUGGGGCAGGAUAUACAGUCUAAUUGUCACAAACCGGAUGAAUAUCCUAUCGAGUUAAUUGAGCUAAACUAUUGUGGAUUCUGAGGAUUUCAACAGGAGGGUCAAGCGCAUGCCUUGAUGAAACACUUGACAAGCUGGGUCGAAUAUACGACCCGCCACAUCAGAAAAACAAAAAUACCUCUUUUUCCGAUGUACUCAGCGACGGACAAACUUCAGUAAAAAGAAGGUCUUUAGCAUUUUUCGGAGGCUGACAAUUGCUGUGGGAGGGUGUUGAGAACUUUGUGUUUCCGGGUGAAAUCACAGCAUAAUAAUAUCCUGAAGUUAGGGAGUGUGAAUCUGGGAAGCGACCGGCAGCGCCGGAGAGCUGUGGCUGAGAGAGGCAGGUUAUCCGACAACAACGAGAAUGAUCGAGGAGGUUACUUAUGUUUCCCACCUGCUUUGAACUGUGUCCGGUUUGUAACAAAGCCUCCAAAAGAAGCCGGAUUUAUCAUUUUGCGCCUUUGCACGUUUAAUGACUUUGCAAACUGUUGGCAGGACGUGAGCGCGUUUUAAUUUCCUUAUUAACACAGCGAACAUCUCAAACAUUGAGUCUGGAGAACACGACUUUAAGAUGCUAUGCAAGCCUGCUGCCCUUGAUCUUCUGAAUAUGAAGGAGUGCUACAGGAAAUAAGUGUCUCAAGGUGACAUCAGGAUACAAACAAUAUCACAUCUCUAGAGAACAACAUGUCCCCUACAGCAAUCGACACAGUAGCACUAUCUUGGAUAAAAACAUCAUUUUUUGAGUGUGGAACGGAUCGCGUGUCAAAUUACUCAACUGCAUUUCCUUUGUAAAGAUCCCUAUGGUUGUCCUGGAGUCUGUUUCCCACAAUGCCUCCUGCAGUGAUGGAUACACUGGAUAUAUGGGCCGUGGACUCCCAGCUGACAAACGAUGUUUGUGUCGCCGUGGACUUCCUUCUCCCCACAGGAAUCUACAUCCAGAUGGAUGUUCCUCGAGAAGCUACCAUCCAGCACAUCAAACUGUUACUAUGGAAACAGGCCCAGAGCUACCCACUGUUUUCUUUCCUGGGGGAGAUGGAGUCGUACAUGUUCGAGUGUGUGAACCAAAGCGCUGUGCACGAGGAGCUGGAGGACGAGACGCGGCGGCUUUGUGACGUCAGGCCCUUCCUCCCCGUCCUCAAACUGGUCACCAGGAACUGCGGCCGAGCAGAGAAGUUACUGGACUCCAAAAUAGGCGUUCUUAUAGGCAAAGGUCUCCAUGAGCUGGACGCUCUGCAGGACCCCGAGGUGAAAGACUUCAGGACCAAAAUGUUCCGGAUCAGUGAAGACAAGAUGCAGAAGCUCCAGAUGAUGACAUGGAUGGAGUGGCUGCAGUGCUACUUUUCCCCUGUGCUGGACUCUACCGUCCCUGAUGGCAUCCAGGACAAGCUGAAUGUCACCAUGCAUUUCAGCCACUCCCAGGACACAGCUAGCCUUGCCAUAUCUCCUUACAUGACGCCCAACGAUCUGACGGAGCAGGCUGUGAAAAAGUGGCUGACCACGCACCGAUCGGAAGAAGAGGUGAACUCGAGCGAAUAUGUCCUGCGGGUCAGCACAAGGCUGGAGUUUCUCUUCGGAGAACACCCACUAAUCCAUUACAAGUACGUAAAGACCUGCAUGAUGUGUAAUGAGAGCCCCCACCUGACUCUCGUCGAAUGCUCCACGGUCAAGGAGAUGUUUGAAAAAGAAAUCUCUGCGGUUGGGACAGUUGUGAAUCGGAAGUCCUCCAAUCCUCCAUUUCCAUUACCUCCAAAAAAAAGAGGCGUUUCGCAAAUAUCAACCUGCGUUUGGGAUGUUGCAGAGCCCUUUAGGAUUACUCUUAUCAAGGGAAGCAAGGUCAAUGCAGAAGAAACGGUCAAGGUGCAGGUCAGGGCAGGGCUGUUUCAUGGCACGGAACUCCUUUGCAAGCCAGCGGUGAGCUCAGAAACCUGCGGGAAAAACGAGCACGUCUGGAACAAAACGCUGGAGUUCGACAUCAAUGUGUGCGACAUGCCGAGAAUGACCCGGCUGUGUUUUGCGGUCUACGCUGUGAUGGACAAAGUGAAGAAGCAGAAGUCGACCAAGAACAUACAUGCUACCAAGUACCAGACCAUAAGGAAAGCGGGGAAAGUGCACUAUCCAAUUGCUUGGGUGAAUACCAUGGUGUUUGACUACCGCGGGCAGCUGAAGACAGGUGAACUAAUACUCCAUGGCUGGUCAUCUUUUCCUGAUGAACUUGAAGAAAUGCUGAACCCCAUUGGGACUGUGCAAACCAACCCAUACACUGAAAAUGCUACUGCUUUGCACAUUCAUUUCCAUGAGUGUACCAAGUCCGCAGUUAUCUAUCCCCCCUUCGACAAGAUCCUGGAAAAGGCAGCUGAAAUUGCACGGGGUAGUGACUGCAUGCCUAUGGUUAGUCGAGGAAGCAAGAAGUUCCACAUCGAAUUGAAAGAAAUAAUGGAGCGAGAUCCCUUGUCUCAGCUUUGCGAGAACGAGAAGGAUCUCAUCUGGACUCUGCGUUACGACUGUCGAGAGAAUUUCCCCCAGUCACUGCCUAAACUGCUGCUUUCCGUGAAAUGGAACAAGCAUGAGGAUAUGGCACAGCUUCAAGCCUUGCUGCAGAUCUGGCCCAAGCUGAGUCCCAGGGAUGCACUGGAGUUAUUAGAUUUCAACUACCCAGACCAGUAUGUGCGUGAAUAUGCAGUGAACUGCCUUAGAGACAUGAGUGACGAGGAGCUGUCGCAGUAUCUCCUGCAGCUUGUGCAGGUCCUACGUUAUGAGCCUUAUUAUGACUGCGCCCUCUCUAGGUUCCUCUUGGAAAGAGCACAGGCCAAUAGGAAGAUAGGCCACUUCCUGUUUUGGCAUUUAAGGUCUGAAAUCCAUAUGCCUGCAGUGUCUGUUCAGUUUUCAUUGAUACUGGAAGCCUAUUGUCGGGGCAGCAUUCCUCAUAUUGAGGUUCUUAAGAAACAGGUCGAGGCACUAUGCAAGUUGAAAGCUGUAAAUGAAUUAAUCAAGCUGGGCACUUUAAAAAACGCCAGGAACAAAACUAAAGAGGCAAUGCUGACCAAAGAAGCGAUGAUGACCUGUUUGAGACAGACUGGGUUUGCAGAGACACUCUCUGAUCUCCAGUCGCCUCUCAAUCCCAGCAUCCUCCUCUCGGGAAUCCAUGUGGAGAGAUGCAGGUACAUGGACUCUAAAAUGAAACCACUGUGGGUAGUGUACAAUAACAAACUGCUAGCAGGGGAUACAUUAGGAAUCAUCUUUAAAAAUGGCGAUGACCUCCGCCAAGACAUGCUUACCCUGCAGAUCCUGCGUCUGAUGGACAUGCUUUGGAAAGAGGCUAAUUUAGACCUGAGAAUAGUGCCUUACGGUUGUCUAGCGACAGGAGACCGAACUGGUCUGAUAGAAGUUGUUUCUGCUUCCGAAACAAUUGCCAAUAUUCAGCUGACCAGCAGUAAUGUAGCUGCCACUGCAGCUUUUAACAAAGAUGCCCUCCUCAACUGGCUGAAAGAGAAGAAUUCUGGAGAUGCGCUGGAUCGAGCAAUUGAAGAGUUCACAUUGUCUUGUGCUGGCUACUGUGUAGCUACCUAUGUGCUCGGAAUUGGUGACAGACACAGUGACAAUAUCAUGGUUCGGAGCACAGGGCAGCUCUUUCACAUAGACUUCGGACAUAUUCUGGGCAACUUCAAAUCCAAGUUUGGGAUCAAAAGGGAGCGGGUGCCUUUCAUUCUCACUUAUGAUUUCAUCCAUGUCAUCCAGCAAGGAAAAACGGGCAACACUGAGAAGUUCGGCAGGUUUCGACAGUGCUGUGAAGAUGCCUACUUGAUCCUUCGGAAAAAUGGAAACUUAUUUAUUACUCUCUUUGCACUGAUGCUCACAGCAGGCCUUCCAGAGCUCACAUCAGUUAAAGACAUUCAGUACCUUAAGGACUCCCUUGCGCUGGGGAAAACUGAUGAGGACGCACUAAAACAAUUCAGACAGAAAUUUGAUGAGGCUUUGCGUGAAAGUUGGACUACAAAAGUGAACUGGAUGGCACACAAUGUGGCAAAAGACAACAGAUCUUAGCAGUUGCACCAGUGCCCGAACUGACUGUGGGAAUCUGUUUUUAAAGAAGGGAACAGUUGAAGUCUGGACCAUAUAUUGGCACAGGGGUGAUGUGAAUAACCCGAUUGUUGCACUGUCAGCUUCACUGCUUCUUCAAAACUAGACCAAGAUUUUUUUUGUUUUGUUUUCAUAUCUGUAUAUAGUGGGUAAUCGACAGUUGCUGAUUUUGCACGCUGGGGGCUACUGGUUUCUUUAUGUUCCUGUAUAUUUUAUUGACGAGGUUUGUGUGAAACAGCUAUAAAAAUGGCGUUAGUACACAUUUCUAUGUGACUGUAAUGAUAAUAUAUAUGUUCAACAGCUUUACUUCAACAGACAUGGUGAGACAUGAUCACAUUAAACACAGUUUAAUUAAAUACUGCUUAGAAUGCAAUAUAGGUAACUCCAAUUGUGAUGAGUUUCAGCCAAGAGAUUUUAGAUUAUGUACAUGUUAUGCAUCUGAGUUAUUGCAAAGUGACUGCUAUGAUAUACAAAUGUAAGGGCAAAAGACUACAAAAUAGGUUAGACUCAACAGAAUGGAAAAAAAAAAACGUUUCCUUUUAGUGAAACCUAUAGUGUUGCUGGGGGGGAAAAAACAACAAUUAAGCCAGACGUAUUUCGUCACAAUUGUAAUUCCUCUUUCAAAGAUUUGAAAAAUGUGCCUCAAAUGUGUGAAGAGAAGAUAUUUUAAAUUUAUGUGCUAGACUACUUCCUAAGCAUUGCUAGCAAAGCUUUGAACUUCCAGUCUAAAUGAUGUUAGAUAAUAUCAUUGGACUACUCUACACUGGAAUUUUUAGAAACUUAGUUUGGGAGUCUGGUUCAUGUUUUUAUACCAGAGAUGAGUGAAACUUUGAUGUGAUGUGCUAAAAUGAAGAUGUGAUUCUUAAAUUUCUUCCACUGAAGAAACUGGCUGCAGGUACAAAGCACUUUUUAUUGAAAUUUAUAUAACUGCCUUGUCUUAUUAACAGGUUUCAAUGCAGGUGUUUGUACUGUCACUGACAUGCCUGAAUUUACUUGCAAACAUCAUUCAGAAAACGGACAAAAAAAAUCUCAUUUUUAAAAUAUCAUUUUAAAAUGUUUUUAACGUUCUCGGCAUAAGACACCCUGACUUCAUGAAGCUAACGAAACUGAAGCUGGUUUGUUUUUUUCGUUAUGUGCCAAAAAACACAAAAGUAACAUUUCAGUACACAACAGGUUGCAUAGUUGCCUUUAUUUUUAUAAAUUUAACAGGGUAUAAGGUCUUGCUUUGGACACCCUUCUUACACACUCCAAUGUAAUCAUUUCAAUAAAAUGGGAAACAAAGUUUAAAACCUUAAAUCUAACAAGAAAGAAAAUCAAAGAUCGAAUGAUGGUAAAGUCAAAAGAAAUCCACGCCACAGGACCAAAAUGCAGUGGACCAGUUUUUAUGCCAAUUAUGACUUUUUAAUUUACAAUUAUGUUUUGAGCUUUAUAGGGAAUGUACCUUUUAAAGUGUCAAUGCAUGGAAAAAUUAAACUUGUUUAAAAUAUGUAUUUUUUUUAUUGAUGUGAUCUGUGAAGUAAAAGAGCAUUCAGUACUUUUCAGUACUAAUGUAUUUAAAAGCUAUUUUUUUUUUAGGUGCUCUUCCACCAUCAGCGGUUGAUUUGUGCAAUAUAACCAGAAAGUUCUGCAAGCCUGCUGUGUAAUUUUUUUUUCACUUUAUUUGUAAUGCUGUUCUCACACCAGUAGCCUUGAGUUCUUCUAGACACUGAAUAUUUGGAAGAUGUACAUGCUUUUGUUUUGUUGGUAGUUGUUUUUUCUCCAAAGGGAGUUUUAUUAAAGUUAUUUUACAUUUAACCUCUCAUUAUUCCAGUUUUUUGUAAAAGGAGCUUCUGUGGUCUUGAAGCACUCAGACACUUCCAUUUUUCAUCAAACCUUUAUUUUUAGAAAAGGGGAAACUGCAGUAUGUCCAUUAUAAAUUUCAAAUGUAAGAUUUAACAGCCCUCGUUUUAAUGUACUGCUGCAAACUUAAUGAAUCACGUACUAUGUAUUCCAAAAAGUGUAAACUAUGAAAAGACUACAGCUUCCCUUGAAUUCAAAAGAAGUUAAUGAAAUGCUUACCUGCUGAUGUUAAUGUCACAAGCCUUGUUGUAAUUUGCCCCUCUGUUGAGCACAUUUUGUGAAUGCUGCAGGCACAUUUCUGCUAAACUGUAGGACUAUCAAAUAACUUCCUUUUUGUAUGGUACAAGCAUAUGGAUAAAAUUUCCAUAAUUCCCGUUACAUGCUUUUUCGCAUACGUCUUUACUCUCUGUGUUUUUAGCUAUUCAAAUUGAAAUGGUACCUCUCUUCUGUAUAUAGCAAUUAAUCAACAACUUUACAGCUACCUUCUGGAAAAUUCUAUCUGCAAAAGUUAUGCAUUUGAAGAGCUCUGUUUGAAUUUCGAGUUUGAAGAUAUCUGGAGGUUUUCUGCGAAAGGAGAUGUAAAUGACAAGUUUAUUAGGGGUUGCUGAAAGAAUGGACCACAUCCUUCAAAUGAACAGUGAACAAACAAGCAUGGAGAGUAGAGGUGGCUGUUUUUGGUACUCCUGUACAUUUUAGAACAUGAUACCAAAACAAUGUCGGUGAAGUCUGUGUGAUGCUACCUUCAUUUUAACAGUGGAAAUAUUCUGCACUUUAAUAGAUCUGAACUGGAAUGUCUGAUUCCCUGUUCAUGUACUAAAACUGAUGGGGAUCUGAAACUGGCUGGCUGAACCAACAGCCUGUUCUUGAGAUUAUCGCUAAUUAUUCAAAAAUCUGCCCAAAUUAUCCCAACUAAGGGUUCAAAAUUAUGUCACCAAUGCCUGGGACAAGAGCUAAACUGGUUCAGAUAAGCAAAUCUGUUAUGUACAGUAGCUAAGAAUACAAGUUAAAAAAAAUUGCUUCUGAUCUUUGCUGUAUACAAAAUGUUGGUCACCUGUUUAAUUGUCACCUUCCACAAGUUUGAUCAGAUAGGUCCGUUUUAGUUUGUAAGAAAAUUAAUUGCCUGACUUUAGGUUGCUUUCUUCAACAGGAAGUUGCUCUCGAAUUGUCGGAGCAUGCCAGCUGUUCCUGUAAGAUUUUGUGGUGUAGUGGUUCUCAUCUGUCUGCCAUGUGAGCAAAUGAACUUUUGCCUUCUGCCUAAAUUGUAAGCAGACUAGAGUAAUUGCUCCAGACUAACAGCCUCUGGGUUGCUCAAUGCUAAUUUAAGGACAUACAUUUGUAUCUUUUUUCUUUUUAGAAAUUAAGUUUAUGAAUAGUAUUUAUCUUGUUCUCUCCCAUGUCAUGAGGCAGUAAAGCCAUUGUAUGCAGGCUUUAAGUGUGCAAGUAAUUUAUAUAGAAUUCAGGGGUUUAAAAUUGGUAAUCAAGGUAGGUUGUGAACAGUGUGAAGGAAAAAAGCAUAAUUUGCUUAAAUAUGGUAUGUUAACAAAUAUCCCAAAAUCCCAAAGGAACUGGAAGUCCAUUCUAAGCUGCUAUUGGUAUUCACUGUAAGACUGAAGAUAAGAGAUGAAACACUAAAAGUAUUAAACGUUUAAAACUCUUGUUUUGGAUUUCUGUAAGGGUUUCUAUGAUUCAGUGUAUCUUGUUAAAGUGAAAAUAAAGCCUGGUUUUAAGCGAUAUUA